UGGAUGACUCACUCAUCUGCCGACAUCGGUUCGAUGAGAAAGCUCCAGCACUGAAGACUUAAUCAUACGUCUUAUUGUUAAACAUUAGGAUAUGGCAGACUCUUCAGAACAGGAGGGUAAUCCUCCUUCUGAAGUGCCAGUCCAGUCUGUAGCUGAUCAUACCUUAUUUUUAGAGUAUUUAUGCAGAGUUGUACCCGCCCUCUUAGAGGACCGUGAUUCAGCGACUGCAUCAUUAAAAACAAGCUUGGUAGAGAAAACGCACACGGAAUGCAUCAAGAAGUUUAUAAGUGACCCACAAACGCCAGCUUUACUCGUACAAAGAUCGUCAACCAAAGAUGACUCUGAAGAAGUUGAAGGUGGAGAAGGAGAUGGGGAAGGUGUUGUGUCCUACCAUAUAUCCUCAGAAGUAUUUUAUUCAAGUUCAAAGGUUACCAGUAUGAUUUUGAUCAAGAGAGGACAAAUACUUGAAGCAGACAAAGGUUUUCCUCAGCAGCUUCGUGUGAUGAACUUAAGUGAAGGGUCUCCAUAUGAAACUCUCCAUGCAUAUGUCAGCAAUGCUGUUGCUCCUUACUUUAAAUCUUACAUCAAGGAAACUGGCAAGGCAGAGAGGGAUGGAGAUAAGAUGGCACCAACUGUAGAAAAGAAGAUAUCCGAAUUAGAGAUGGGAUUGUUACAUCUACAACAGAACAUAGAUAUCCCAGAGAUAACCCUUCCUAUACACCCAAUUGUCAUGUCUAUCAUCAAAAAAUGUCAGGAGGAAGGAAGAAAGACCAAAGUAGAAGAUUUUGGAGAUAAAGUAGAAGAUCCACAGUUCCUGAAUGCAUUACAGAGUGGUGUCAACAGAUGGAUCAGGGAAAUUCAAAAGGUUACAAAACUGGACAGGGAUCCAUCAUCAGGAACAGCUUUACAGGAAAUAACUUUCUGGUUGAACUUAGAGAGGGCAUUGUUGCGUAUACAGGAGAAAAGGGAGAGCACUGAGAUAGUACUAACAUUAGAUAUUCUCAAGCAUGGCAAAAGAUUCCAUGCUACUGUCAGUUUUGACACAGACACAGGACUGAAGACUGCCAUGGCAACAGUAAAUGACUACAAUCAACUAAUGAAGGAUUUCCCUCUGAAUGACCUAUUGGCUGCUUCAGAGUUGGACAAGAUCAGAGUAGCACUACAAGCCAUAUUCCUUCAUUUGAGAAAGAUUAGACCAACCAAAUAUCCAAUUCAGAGAGCCCUCAGAUUAGUUGAGGCUAUAUCAAGAGAUUUGAGCAGUCAACUUCUGAAGGUUCUUGGGACCAGAAGACUGAUGCAUAUAGCCUAUGAUGAGUUUGAGAAGGUGAUGAAUGCCUGUUUUGAUGUGUUCGGUACCUGGGAUGAUGAGUAUGAUAGAUUACAAGGUCUACUGCGAGAUCUGGUGAAGAAGAAACGAGAAGAACAUUUGAGGAUGGUCUGGAGAGUCAAUCCUGCACACAAACGUCUACAAGCCAGGCUCGAUCAUAUGAGAAAAUUCCGUCGCCAGCAUGAACAGUUGAGACAGGUGAUUGUGAGAGUGCUACGUCCUACUACCACAAAGUCAGCAAUCAGAGCUACAACACCAGCAUCAGAAGAACCAGAACAAAAAAUAGGUGAACCUAUGGUUGAUGAGGCUGCUGACGCAAAUGCUAUUGAGGAAGUGAACUUAGCUUAUGAGAAUGUUAAAGAAGUAGAUGGUCUGGAUGUAUCUAAAGAAGGCUCAGAAUUCUGGGAGGCUGCUAUCAAAAGGUAUGAUGAGAGGAUAGAUCGUGUUGAGACCAGAAUCACAGCCAGACUGAGGGACCAACUUGGUACAGCAAAGAAUGCCAAUGAAAUGUUCAGGAUUUUCUCUAGAUUCAAUGCUCUGUUUGUACGGCCACACAUUAGAGGAGCCAUCAGAGAAUAUCAAACUCAGCUCAUACAGAGAGUCAAAGUUGACAUUGAAUCUCUUCAUGAAAAAUUCAAGGUUCAGUAUGCCCAGAGUAAAUCAUACAAAAUGAGCAAAGUAAGAGAUCUGCCACAGGUGUCAGGAAGAAUUGUAUGGUCCAGACAGAUUGAGUACCAACUAAAUGCCUAUCUAAGACGUGUAGAAGAUGUUCUUGGUAAAGGUUGGGAAAACCAUGUGGAAGGACAAAAGUUAAAAGCUGAUGGCGAUAGCUUUAGAAUGAAACUGAAUACACAAGAAUUAUUUGAAGAUUGGUCAAGAAAGGUACAAGGAAGGCAGUUGGUUGUAACAGGAAGAAUUUUCAGUAUUCAGAGUGUGAAACAUAAAUCAAUGAAGAAAGGAAAUGUUCUUAGGUUGUUUGUCAACUUCCAACCAGAAGUUAUCACCUUAUCAAAGGAGGUGAGGAACUUGAGAUGGUUAGGAUUCAGGGUACCACUUGCUAUUGUAAACAAAGCACAUCAAGCCAAUCAACUGUAUCCAUUUGCAAUCUCCUUGAUUGAAAGUGUUAAAACCUAUGAAAGGACUUUAGAAAAGAUUGAAGACAGACCGACAAUAGUUUUGUUAGUAGCUGGACUCAGGAAAGAAGUACAGACUCUAAUUGGAGAGGGUUGUGCACUGGUUUGGGAAUCCUACAAACUAGAUCCUUAUGUACAGAGACUUGCUGAUACAAACUUUAAUGUGCAAGAAAAGGUUGAUGAUUUGGCAGAGAUGGAGUCUGAGAUUGAGCUGGAGGUGAAAGCUUUAACAACAUGUUCCUACAGUAACAACACAUUCACAGAGAUCCUGAAUCGUAUACAGAAAGCUGUUGACAACCUUAGUCUUCAUGCAUACUCAAACCUACAACAAUGGGUUGCCAAACUUGAUGAGAGAGUUGAGGAAGCUUUGGCAUUCAGAUUAGAAGCAGGGUUGAAGGCAUGGACAGAAGUUUUGAAAAAGAAAGCUGAAGAUAAAGACGACACAGUUGACCAGUUAAUGGACACUGAUGCACCACAACAAGCUCAUAAACCAGGUGGAGAUCCACAAAUCAAGCCACUGAUCCAUGAACUGAGGAUCACAAACCAAGUGAUUUAUGUAAAUCCUCCAAUAGAAGAAGCUAGAGUGAACAUCAUGCAGGAACUGUUUGCUUGGGAAGCUGUCAUCACCAGUUUACCAAGAAUUAGACACUCCAGAUACACGGUUGGUUUGGAAGCUGAAUCAGAAUCAGAAACAACCUACAAGAAAGUAUUGACAAAAUUACCAACAGGACAGAGAAUAUUAGAAGAUGCCUAUUCUGCCAUGGAGGGGGUCAUGAAGGAAUUCUCUAAAUAUGUCAAUGUUUGGUUAAGAUAUCAGGCCUUGUGGGAUUUGAACCCAGAUGUACUUUACAACAGACUGGGGACCAAACUAAAGACUUGGAUGUCAACACUGGAAGAAAUAAAGGCUUCAAGGAAGACCUUUGAUACAUCUGAUACACAGAAACAACUUGGACCAAUCAUUGUUCAGUAUGGAAAGGUACAAUCUAAAGUGAGUUUGAAGUAUGAUUCAUGGCACAAAGAAGUUCUGACUAAAUUUGGUAGUUUCCUUGGAAAUGAAAUGACAGAAUUCCAUGCAACUAUUUCAAAGGCAAGAUCUGAGUUGGAACAACAGUCUAUAGAUACAGCCAAUACAUCAGAAGCUGUCGGUCUAAUUACACAAGUACAGGCUCUCAAACGUAAAAUGAUCAACUGGGAGAAGAGUGUUGAGAAUUUUAAUGAAAGUCAAAGGAUUCUAGAAAGACAGAGAUUCCAGUUCCCAGCUAACUGGUUAUACAGUGACAACAUAGAGGGAGAAUGGGGAGCUUUCUCUGAUAUCAUGAAACGUAAAGAUUCCUCUAUCCAGACACAAGUGGCUAGUCUACAGAUGAAAAUAGUGUCUGAGGAUAAGAUAGUAGAGAGUAAGACUCAUGAUAUGUUGUCAGAAUGGGAGAAAGAAAAACCAAUUGAGGGAGAACUGAUGCCAGAUUCUGCUAUGAAAGCACUGACAAUCUUUGAAGGAAAGUUUGGAAGACUGAAAGAGGAGAGAGAUAAUGUAUCCAAAGCUAAGGAAGCUCUAGAAUUGUCAGAACCAGGCCAAUUGAGUCCAAGUGAAGAAAAGAUGCAGGUAGCUCUAGAGGAACUACAGGAUCUAAAGGGAGUCUGGAUGGAACUGUCCAAAAUAUGGGAACAGAUUGAUGAACUCAAAGACAAACCUUGGUUGUCUGUUCAACCUAGAAAGAUUCGUCAGUCUCUUGAUGGCCUUGUUAACCAGUUGAAGGAAUUACCAGCCAGAUUAAGAACUUAUGACUCUUAUGAUUAUGUCAAGAGGAAAGUACAGGGAUAUGCUAAGGUUAACAUGAUGGUUGUGGAGUUGAAAUCUGAGGCUCUGAAGGAGAGACAUUGGAAGCAGUUGACAAGAAAACUAGGUGUUAGAUGGGUAUUAUCUGAUCUUACCCUGGGGCAUGUAUGGGAUGCUGACCUCCUUAAAAAUGAGAUGGUUGUCAAAGAUGUCAUUCUGAUAGCCCAGGGAGAAAUGGCUUUGGAGGAAUUCUUAAAACAGGUUGCUGAAGUGUGGAGAAGUUAUGAGUUAGAACUGAUUAACUACCAGAACAAAUGUAAACUGAUCCGUGGAUGGGAUGAUCUGUUCACCAAGGUCAAAGAACACAUAAACAGUGUGACAGCUAUGAAACUAUCUCCAUAUUACAAGCAAUUUGAGGAUGAUGCCGUGGCUUGGGAAGACAAAUUGAACCGUAUCAAUGCCUUGUUUGAUGUGUGGAUAGAUGUACAGAGAAGAUGGGUGUACCUAGAAGGCAUAUUUACAGGCAGUGCUGAUAUCAAACAUUUACUACCAGUGGAAACUUCAAGAUUUCAGGGUGUGAGUACAGAGUUUUUAGCAUUAAUGAAGAAGGUGACCAAGUCCCCAUUAGUUAUGGAUGUUGUUAACAUCAACAAUGUACAGAAACAACUGGAGAGAUUAGCUGAUCUACUGGGCAAGAUACAGAAAGCUUUAGGAGAGUAUCUAGAGAGAGAAAGAUCAUCAUUCCCAAGAUUUUACUUUGUUGGUGAUGAAGAUUUGUUAGAGAUUAUUGGUAACAGUAAGAAUGUAGGCAGACUACAGAAACAUUUCAAGAAGAUGUUUGCUGGAGUAUCUACCAUAGCUCUUAAUGAUGAUGAAUCACAGGUCACUGGUCUUGUGUCCAAGGAGGGAGAAGAGGUCAAUUUUGUUACAACUGUUUCAAUAGCACAACAUCCAAAGAUCAAUGAAUGGCUGACCUUAGUAGAGAAAGAAAUGAGAGUAACAUUAGCUAAAUUAUUAGCCAGGGCUGUACAAGAGGUACAUGCCUUUAAGUCUGGCAAGAUUGACCCUGAGCAGUACAUGCAAUGGAUUGAUGGAUAUCAGGCCCAGUUAGUAGUAUUAGCAUCUCAGAUUUGCUGGUCAGAGAAUGUAGAAACAACACUACAGGGCAUCUCUACAUCAAACAAGCCCGAUGAUCUAGGACCACUUCAGGGUGUGCUGACAACAGUAGACUCCACAUUGAAUGUCCUGGCUGAUUCUGUAUUACAUGAACAACCACCUGUUAGGAGAAAGAAACUUGAACAUCUGAUUACAGAGUUGGUCCAUCAAAGAGAUGUGACAAGGAUGUUAGUUUCACACAAUGUCAAUACUCCUAAGAACUUUGAUUGGUUAUGUCAAAUGAGAUUUUAUUUUGAUCCUAAGAACACUGAUGUUUUACAACAACUCUCUAUACAUAUGGCAAAUACCAAGUUUAAUUAUGGAUUUGAAUAUCUUGGAGUACAGGAGAAACUUGUACAAACACCAUUAACUGACAGAUGUUAUCUGACUAUGACACAGGCAUUAGAGGCUAGACUUGGAGGAUCACCAUUUGGUCCUGCUGGAACUGGGAAAACUGAGUCUGUCAAAGCUUUGGGUAACCAGCUUGGUAGAUUUGUAUUGGUCUUUAACUGUGAUGAAACAUUUGAUUUCCAGGCUAUGGGUCGUAUUUUUGUUGGAUUGUGUCAAGUUGGAGCAUGGGGAUGCUUUGAUGAGUUUAACAGAUUGGAAGAGAGAAUGUUGUCAGCUGUAUCACAGGAAAUUCAAACCAUCCAAGAAGGCCUCAAGGAACUUGUAGGAGUUACAGACAAAAAGAAAGGAGUAGUUGUAGAAAUUAUUGGUAAAACUGUGAAGUUGAAUCCUGACAUGGCUAUUUUCAUCACCAUGAACCCAGGAUAUGCUGGUAGAUCUAAUCUCCCUGAUAACUUGAAGAAAUUAUUCAGAAGUCUGGCUAUGACCAAACCUAAUAGACUUUUGAUUGCUGAGGUCAUGCUGUAUUCACAAGGAUUUAGAACAGCUGAAAAACUAGCUAGCAAGAUUGUACCAUUCUUCCAAUUGUGUGAUGAGCAGCUAUCCCCUCAGUCUCAUUAUGACUUUGGAUUGAGAGCUUUGAAGAGUGUACUUAUCAGUGCUGGUAAUGUGAAACGAGACAGGAUUCAAAGAAUUAAAGAUGGCUUGUUAGAAAGAGGAGAAACUGUUGAUGAAGGAAAAAUUGCUGAAAAUCUACCUGAACAAGAGAUUUUGAUACAGAGUGUGAUGGAGACUCUGGUACCCAAGCUUGUCGCUGAAGAUAUCCCACUGUUGAACAGUCUGUUACAUGAUGUGUUCCCAGGAGUAGAAUACCAGCCUGGUGGUAUGGAAGCCCUCAGAGCUGAGAUUAAGAAAGUCUGUAAAGAGAUGUAUCUCACAUAUGCUGAAGGUGAAGACUCGGGAGCCCAAUGGGUUGACAAGGUGCUACAACUUUACCAGAUUACAAAUCUUCACCAUGGUCUAAUGAUGGUAGGACCUAGUGGUAGUGGUAAAUCUAAAGCCUGGAGAGUUCUUCUGAAGGCUCUAGAGAGACUCGAAGGAACAGAUGGUGUAGCUCAUGUCAUUGAUCCAAAAUCCAUAUCCAAGGCAUUGUUGUAUGGUAAUUUGGAUCAAAACACCAGAGAAUGGACAGAUGGAUUGUUCACACAUAUCCUCAGAAAAAUCAUAGACAAUGUCCGAGGAGAAUUACAGAAGAGACAGUGGAUUAUAUUUGAUGGUGAUGUAGAUCCAGAAUGGGUAGAAAAUCUGAACUCUGUACUGGAUGAUAGUAAAAUGUUGACAUUGCCUAAUGGUGAACGUCUGGCUAUUCCACCUAAUGUGAGAAUUAUGUUUGAAGUACAAGAUCUUAAGUAUGCUACCUUAGCCACAGUCAGUAGAUGUGGUAUGGUAUGGUUCAGUGAAGAUGUGCUGUCGACAGAGAUGGUCUUUGAUAACUACCUACAACUCCUAAGACAUGUACCUGUAGAGGAAAGCGAGGAGGAGGCUAUUAAACCUGGUGGCAAGAAGGAGGAAGAAGUGCUGUCACCAUCGAUGCAGACCCAGAAUGACUGUGCAGCUAUACUACAGCCAUACUUUGCAUCUGAUGGGAUUGUUAUUAAGUGUUUAGAAUAUGCUGCUGAUUUAGAUCAUGUGAUGGACUUUACUAGACUAAGAGCUCUAAGUGCUCUGUUUUCCAUGUUAAAUCAAAGUGUAAGGAAUGUUAUAGCAUACAACAACUCACAUGCUGACUUUGCUAUGCAGCAAGACCAGUUGGAGAAGUACAUAACUAAAUAUUUGAUAUACAGUGUAUUAUGGUCUAUGUCAGGAGAUGGUAGACUGAAGAUCCGACAGGAACUAGGAAAUUUUAUCAGAGGUGUAACAACUAUACCUCUACCUCCUGCUACUAAUAAUGCCAUUAUUGAUUUUGAGGUGAAUAUAUCUGGAGAAUGGAUACCAUGGCAGUCUAAGGUACCACAGAUAGAAGUAGAGACACACAAGGUAGCAGCUGCUGAUGUUGUUAUACCUACUAUAGAUACAGUCAGACAUGAAGUCCUAUUGUAUACCUGGCUAGCAGAACAUAAGCCAUUGGUAUUGUGUGGACCUCCUGGAUCAGGAAAAACCAUGACAUUGUUUAGUGCUCUUAGAUCAUUGCCAGACAUGGAGGUUGUAGGUUUGAAUUUCUCCAGUGCUACAUCACCAGAGUUACUGUUGAAGACCUUUGACCAUUACUGUGAAUACAGACGUACACCAAAUGGAGUUAUUCUAGCACCGAUACAGCUCAACAAAUGGCUAGUACUUUUCUGUGAUGAAAUCAAUCUGCCUAACAUGGAUAAAUAUGGUACACAGAGGGUAAUAUCAUUCCUCAGACAGAUGUUGGAAUAUGAUGGGUUCUACAGACCUUCAGAUCAAGCUUGGGUUAAGUUUGAAAGAAUACAAUUUGUUGGUGCCUGUAAUCCACCCACUGAUCCUGGCAGAAAACCACUCUCACACAGGUUCUUGAGACAUGUACCUGUGGUGUAUGUGGACUACCCAGGACAGCUGUCACUAACACAGAUCUAUGGAACAUUUAACAGAGCAAUGUUACGACUGGUUCCAAGUCUCAAACCAUAUGCUGAUCCUCUAACUAGUGCUAUGGUGGAAUUUUAUCUUAUGUCACAGGAAAGAUUUACACAAGACAUGCAGCCCCAUUAUGUGUACAGUCCUAGGGAAAUGACACGCUGGGUGAGAGGAAUCUGUGAAGCUCUAAAACCACUAGAUAACUUAUCUGUAGAGGGACUUGUCAGGAUUUGGGCACAUGAGGCUCUUAGAUUGUUCCAAGACAGGCUGAUAGAUGAUGAAGAGAGGAGAUGGACAGACGAUAAUGUUGAUAAAGUAGCACUUAAACAUUUCCCAAGUAUAAACAAAGAGGAGGCUCUCACUAGACCUAUACUGUUCAGUAACUGGCUCUGCAAGGACUAUGUACCAGUAGACAGAGAAGACCUAAGAGAAUAUACAAAAGCUAGGCUGAAGGUGUUCUAUGAAGAGGAGCUUGAUGUUCCACUUGUACUGUUUGAUGAAGUAUUAGACCAUGUUCUGAGAAUUGACAGAAUAUUCCGACAGCCAUCUGGUCACGUCCUGUUGAUUGGUGUCAGUGGAGCAGGAAAGACAACUCUGUCCAGAUUUGUUGCAUGGAUGAAUGGUCUGUCUACAUACCAGAUUAAGGUCCAUAAUAAAUAUACUGCAGCAGACUUUGAUGAAGAUCUCCGAGUUGUUCUGAGGAGAUCUGGAUGUAAGGCUGAAAAGAUAGCAUUCAUAAUGGAUGAAUCCAAUGUGAUGGACUCUAGUUUCUUAGAAAGAAUGAACACUUUGUUAGCCAAUGGAGAAGUUCCAGGAUUGUUUGAAGGAGAUGAAAACACAACAUUAAUGACUCAGUGUAAAGAAGGAGCUCAGAGAGAAGGAUUAAUGUUAGAUUCUAGUGAAGAAUUAUACAAAUGGUUCACUCAGCAGGUAAUGAAGAAUCUGCAUGUAGUGUUUACAAUGAAUCCAUCAAGAGAAGGAUUGAAGGACAGAGCAUCUACUUCACCAGCUUUGUUUAACAGAUGUGUGUUGAACUGGUUUGGUGACUGGUCAAAUGGAGCUCUGUAUCAAGUAGGAAAAGAAUUCACCAACAAAGUUGAUCUAGAAAAACCCAAGUACCGUGCUCCAGACUAUCUGAAACCACUGUAUGAAGGCAUGCCAAUGCCCCCCUCACACAGAGAUGUAGUCAUCAAUGCAUUUGUGUUUGUACAUCUAUCUCUACACCAGGCUAACACUAGAGUAUCCAAGAGAGGAGGACGUACAAUGGCUAUCACACCUAGACAUUAUCUCGACUUUAUCCAUCACUUUGUAAAACUUUACAAUGAAAAGAGAUCAGAUUUGGAAGAACAACAACUUCACUUGAAUAUAGGUCUACAGAAGAUACGUGAGACUGUGGAUCAAGUAGAGGAUUUACAGAAAUCAUUGUCUAUUAAACGUAUAGAACUGGAGGAGAAGAACAAUGCAGCUAAUGCUAAACUCAAACAGAUGGUGAAAGAUCAACAAGAAGCUGAACGUAAGAAAGUUACAUCUCAGGAAAUCCAAGUGGCCCUGAUUGAACAAACUAAAGUCAUCAAUGAGAAACAAACUGAUGUAAUGGAAGAUCUAUCCAAAGUAGAACCAGCUGUUAUUGAGGCUCAACAAGCUGUGAAAGGCAUAAAGCGCCAGCACCUUGUAGAAGUCAGAGCACUACCCAACCCUCCUGCUCUUGUCAAGCUUGCUAUAGAGUCAAUCUGCCUCAUGUUAGGAGAACAAGAUCUCGACUGGAAAUCACUUAGAAGUAUUAUCAUGAAGGAAAAUUUUAUAUCACUUAUCAUCAAUUACAAGACAGAAGACAUAUCUGAUGAAAUAAGGAACAAGAUGAAGAAGAAUUACAUGUCAAACCCAGAUUAUUGUUAUGAGAAAGUAAACAGAGCCAGUUUGGCCUGUGGUCCUAUGUGUAAAUGGGCUAUUGCUCAGAUCCAAUAUGCUGACAUGUUGAAGAGAGUAGAACCUCUUAGAAAUGAAUUACAAGAAUUAGAAGAUCAUUCAAAUGAAAAUAAGAUGAAAGCUGCUGAGGUUAACAAGCUUAUUAAUGAGUUAGAGAAGAGUAUUGGCAAAUACAAAGAGGAAUAUGCUAUACUGAUUAGUCAGGCUCAGGCUAUCAAACAGGAUCUUGCUGCUGUUGAAUCAAAGGUCGGAAGAAGUGUAGCUUUGUUGAAGAGUUUGGAUGGAGAGAAACAGAGAUGGGAAUCUGGCAGUGAGACAUUUAAGAGUCAAAUGUCAACUAUUAUUGGUGAUGUAUUGCUAUCAUCAGCUUUCAUGGCAUAUGCAGGAUACUUUGACCAACAGAUGAGAAGGAACUUAUUUACAACGUGGUCAGCACAUAUACAACAGGCACAUGUUCAGUUUAGAAAUGACUUGGCCAGAACUGAGUAUCUAUCUAAUGCUGAUGACAGACUGAGAUGGCAAGCUAAUACACUUCCUGCUGAUGAUCUGUGUACAGAGAAUGCCAUCAUGCUGAAGAGAUAUAACAGAUACCCAUUGAUCAUUGAUCCCUCUGGUCAGGCUACAGAAUUUAUCAUGAAUGAAUACAGAGAAAAGAAAAUCACAAAGACUAGCUUCUUAGAUGAUGCUUUCAGGAAGAAUUUGGAAAGUGCACUUAGAUUUGGAAAUCCUUUACUUGUUCAGGAUGUAGAAAGUUAUGAUCCUAUCCUGAACCCAGUGUUGAACAGAGAGUUGAGGAGAACAGGUGGGAGAGUUUUGAUUACUCUAGGUGAUCAGGAUAUUGAUCUGUCUCCUACAUUUACUAUCUUCCUGUCCACAAGAGAUCCAUUGGUUGAGUUCCCUCCAGACAUAUGUUCCAGAGUUACAUUUGUAAACUUUACAGUGACAAGGAGUAGUUUACAAGACCAGUGUUUGAACCAGGUUCUGAAAUCAGAAAGGCCUGAUGUUGAUGCUAAGAGAUCUGAUUUGUUGAAAUUGCAAGGUGAAUUCCAGCUGAAACUGAGACAACUUGAGAAGUCCUUAUUACAAGCUCUGAAUGAGUCCAAGGGUAAAAUCCUAGAUGAUAACAGUAUCAUUUCCCAUUUGGAGACUUUAAAGAAAGAGGCUGCAGAGGUGGCUAAAAAGGUCGAAGAGACGGACGUUAUCAUGGCAGAAGUUGAGACUGUUUCUCAGCAAUAUGUUCCUCUGGCUAUGUCAUGUAGUAGUAUAUACUUUACGCUUGAGGCUCUCAAACAGGUACACUUCCUCUACCAGUACUCACUACAGUUCUUCCUGGAGAUUUUCCACACUGUAUUUACCAGCAGUGACAAAUUGAAAGGACAAAAGGAUUAUGCUGCUAGAUUGUCCAUUAUCACUAAUGAACUAUUUGUGGAAACUUACAGCAGAGUAGGAAGAGGAAUGUUCCAUCAUGACAGGGUCACUAUUGCCAUGCAGUUGUGUAGAAUUUAUCUUCAAGGAAAACAGAGAUACAGGAAUAAGGUUUUAAGUGAACCAAGUUAUGAUGAGGAGUUUAAUCAGUUUAUGAGAAGUCAGGAAGCCCUGAUGACUGAGAGAUCAACCAUUUCUAUUCCAGGACUGUCACAGCAUCAGUUAGCUUCUGUUGCAAGGCUGAGCAAACUGAGGACAUUCAGAAACAUUGUCAAAGAAAUCAAAGCCAGUGAUGCUUUUCAAACCUGGUUAGAAAGUGCAGCACCAGAACAAGAUGUCAUACAGUUAUGGGAAGAAGAUAAACCAAUGAAUCCUACAGGCAAGGCAGUCAAUGGAUUAUUAUUGAUCCAAGCUUUGAGACCAGACAGAUUGACUGCCAUGGCAAGAGUGUUUGUAGAGAAGUCAUUAGGACCUGCAUUCUUACACAGUGGAGAAAAAGAACUCAACUUAUCUGAUAUUGUGGAAAAUGAGAUAAAAGCAAAUACCCCCGUGUUGAUGUGCUCAGUUCCUGGAUAUGAUGCUAGUGGAUGGGUUGAUGAUUUAGCAACAGAACUUGGAAAACAGAUAACACCAAUUGCUAUUGGUUCAUCAGAAGGCUUUACUCAAGCAGAGAAGGUUAUUAAUGCCUCCAGCAAGUCAGGAAGAUGGGUGAUGUUGAAGAAUGUUCACUUAGCACCACAAUGGCUUGUACAGUUAGAGAAGAAACUACAUAAUCUGACACCACAUCCUAGCUUUAGAUUGUUCUUAACCAUGGAGAUUAAUCCUAAGAUACAUGAACAAGGGUUCAAGAUUCCAACAAACUUGCUGAGGGCUGGAAGGGCAUUUGUAUUUGAACCACCACCAGGUGUCUCUGCUAACUUGUUGAGGACUUUCAGUACAGUUCCAGCAUCUAGAAUGUGCAAGGCACCAAAUGAGAGAUCCCGUUUAUACUUCCUGUUAGCCUGGUUACAUGCUAUUGUACAGGAGAGAAUGAGGUACACACCAUUAGGAUGGGCCAAGAAGUAUGAGUUCACAGAGUCAGAUCUCAAGGUGGCAUGUGAUAUGUUAGAUACAUGGAUAGAUUCUGUUGCUAUGGGAAGAACCAAUGUACCACCAAACAAAGUACCAUGGGAUGCUAUCAGGACUUUGUUGUCACAGUGUAUUUAUGGCGGAAAGAUUGAUAACGAAUUCGAUCAGAGAUUAUUGACAACAUUUAUACAUAAACUGUUCUCACCAAAGAGUUUUGAAGGAGACUUUACAUUGGUGAUGAAUGUAGAUGGCAAAGGAAAGAAAAUAUUGAUGCCAGAUGGUGUACAGAGAGAACAAUUUGUUCAGUUUGCAGAACGUUUGGAAUCUGAUAGACAAACUCCAGCAUGGUUAGGACUACCAAACAAUGCAGAGAAAGUGCUACUUACAAAUCUUGGAGCUGAGGUAAUAGCUAAUUUGAUGAAGAUGCAGAUAUUGGAAGAAGAUGAUGAUUUGGCCUAUGGUGGAACACCAGAUGAAGAACAGAAGAUUGUGGAUGGACGUCCUACAUGGAUGAAGACAUUACAUACAUCAGUAUCUACAUGGAUGACCCUUGUACCAAAGGGUUAUGAAGAAGUGUCUGUUGGAGCCAUGAAGAGAACAGUGGAGAACAUUAAGGAUCCAUUGUUUAGAUUUUUUGAGAGAGAGGUGAAUUCUGGAGCACAGUUGCUACAUGAUGUUCGUCAAGAUUUACAUGAUGUUAUGAUGGUAUGUUCUGGGGAGAAAAAACCUACGAAUCACCAUAGAACCAUGAUGGCUGAUCUUGCUAAAGGUAUAAUACCACAGACAUGGAGAAGAUACACUGUACCACACGGUAUAACUGUCAUUCAGUGGAUUACUGAUUUCUCUACUCGUGUUAAACAGCUACAGAAAAUUGUACAAACCACGUCACAAGGAGGAGCUAAAGAAUUGAAGAACUUGACAGUAUGGUUAGGAGGCUUGUUCAUACCUGAAGCCUACAUUACAGCAACCAGACAGUAUGUAGCUCAGGCCAAUAGCUGGUCACUAGAAGAACUGUAUUUGGAUGUGAAGGUUACUGAUGGUAAAGACAACAUAGAUGCUUGCAGUUUUGGUGCAUCAGGUUUGAUUUUACAAGGAGCAGUAUGUAAGAAUAACAAGUUACAACUGUCUACAACUAUCUCUACAGACCUACCAUUGACUCUUCUCAGAUGGGUCAGACUGGAUUUGGAGAAAGAAAGACAAGGAAAGGUAACUCUUCCAGUCUACCUGAAUGCCACCAGAGCACAACUGUUAUUUACUUUGGACUUUGAGACGGAAGGAGAAGGAUCUGGUAAAGGCCAUAGUUUCUAUGAGCGUGGAGUGGCUAUGAUCUCUUCUGAUCUUGGAUAGACUUUGAUAAAAAAAAAAAAGAUUUAUAUUCUAUAGAGCAACUUUUCAUUUCGUUGACUUUGAAAAUAUGAAAAUAAUGAUGUGGGUCACGGUGUAGUACAUAAUUUACAGUUAUAAACAGUGAUAUAUAAAUGGAAGAAAAUUGAUAAAAAUUAAUCAUGAUUCAAAGUUAAUGAUUGUUUAUGAAGUAACAAUCAUACUGCAAUAUUUAAAAUUUGAUUUAAAACAUUUACUGAUCAAGGACCACUAACCGUCAGUUACCUGUUACCAUUACCUUGCAUUUUAUGCAAAAACUAAAUCUUUUAUAAGUAUGACAUUCUGCUUUAAUCAUCAAACAAAUAUCUUUACUUCAUUCGUAAAAACAUUGAUUUUGUUUGAUUCAAUUAGGACAGGGAAAUGCUGAGUCUUAUGUUUUUUAACACGUAGGAAGAUACGUGUGAGGGUACAUGACGUCAUCACUUAAUGACGUCUUCGAAUUUGAAAAACUAACCGUUUUCAAAUACAGCAAUUUCUCAGCUUGUUUUAGAAUACAAAAUUUCUUUCAAACAAAUUUAAAAGAUUUAUGAAUUAAGAUCUAUACUUCUAUUCUAUACUGUGUAACUUGUUUCAAAUGUCCAAGCGAAAAGAAGAAGAGUGUCUGCAUUUACUAGGGAAUGAGGAUAUGUUUGGUUUACUUGACAAACCUCCUCCCUUUCUUGCCACACAAUAUUCAAAUAUGACAUAAAUGUUCAGAUUAAGCAAAAAUUUCUAUGAUUUUGUGGAUAGAUUGUGACAGUUACUGGUCGUACCCAUAAAAUUUCACUCAAAAAUAGCCACACCAGUAACCUGUUUUCAUUGUUUAUUAGAUGAUUUUAAGUCCAAGCCUAUCAUCCCUAAAUCAUAACGUUUGGUAACUUUUUAUAUGGUACAAGAAUAUUUCCCAACAGAGUUGCUGUUUAAAAAAUAUAUGAGAAAAAAAAAUAAUUUCUGAUGGUUACUGGUACUAGACCAGUAUUGAAAUGUUACUGUAACACGUAACCGUUAUUUUUUGGAUGCAAAACCGUUUUCAAAUUAUAUUUUUGAUUGUUGUAAACCUUGUUAUUCAGAUAUAA
This is a messenger RNA of Mytilus californianus (California mussel), 15192 nucleotides long. RefSeq names its product cytoplasmic dynein 1 heavy chain 1-like. Lineage: Eukaryota; Metazoa; Mollusca; Bivalvia; Mytilida; Mytilidae. The coding region runs from base 92 to 14101 and encodes 4669 amino acids. Gene Ontology annotation, biological process: microtubule-based movement. Gene Ontology annotation, molecular function: dynein intermediate chain binding; ATP binding; ATP hydrolysis activity. Gene Ontology annotation, cellular component: dynein complex. The record is from RefSeq and is a predicted model, not a curated record. The transcript has 93 exons.